Messenger RNA from Lates calcarifer (barramundi perch), 3100 nucleotides. RefSeq names its product E3 ubiquitin-protein ligase TRIM35-like. The record is from RefSeq and is a predicted model, not a curated record. Bases 680 to 2080 code for a protein of 466 amino acids. Gene Ontology annotation, molecular function: zinc ion binding; protein binding. Lineage: Eukaryota; Metazoa; Chordata; Actinopteri; Centropomidae. The transcript has 2 exons.
AAAAGUCGUUUGGCAUCAGAGCAGCAGGGACAAUAAAACAUGUUUGUAUGGACAUUAGUGUGUUUGUGUUAUAUCUGUGAACUCAGGUGAAAUUCAGAUUUUUAGCACAUGUAGGUUUGUCCAUCAUAAAUGUGCCUAUUUGUGGGUCAUGGUCCAGACCCGUAAACUGUAUGUAGUGAGGACUUUUAGAGGAUUUAAUAAAAGGCAUUAAGUGUAUUUUGUCAUAAUUAUCAUAUGAAGCCUGACUUAUGAAACACACUCUCGUGACUGUUGUCUACAGAUAUACAGAUGAUGUGGAUAAACAAAGCCUGAUAUUUCCACUGUCUGAAAUGUCUUUGAGAAACGUCAGUCAGGGGAAACUGAAAGUUGAGAUAAGAUCAGAAGAAUUUCAGAUAAAAUUGCAGGUCUGUUUGGCCACAGUCAUCCAAGGAACACUAUCAGUCUACAUCUCCUGCUAUGAAUCAAUAUUCAUCACAUUUAUCAGAGGAGGUCUGACAAAGCUCCGCCCCUCACCUGACUCACCUGAAACAAAGCAGGACACACUUUGUUGUCCCUCAUCACUAAAACAGAGACGCACAGACUGAGAGAAUCAGAUUCACCUUCAGACCAAACUGACAACUUCCUCUGAGCGAGUCCAGCUACAACAACCUGCUGAUUCUCCACGCUGAAGCUUCUCUAAAUGGCCUUCAGAUCACAGCAGGAUCUCUGCUGCCUGGUCUGUCACGACGUCUUCAGAGAUCCUGUUGUUCUGUCGUGCAGCCACAGCUUCUGUAAAGACUGUGUGAAGAGCUGGUGGAGAGAGAAGCUAAUGCGAGAGUGUCCGAUCUGCAAGAGGAGAUCGUCAAAGGAAGAUCCGCCUUUAAACCGGGUCUUAAAGAACCUGUGUGAGGCCUUCGUAGAGGAGAGAGAUCCAGGGUCGUCAGAGGAUCUCUGCAGUCUGCACUCUGAGAAACUCAAACUCUUCUGUCUGGACCAUCAGGAGCCGGUGUGCAUCGUCUGCAGAGACUCAGAAAAUCACGCCAACCACCGAUUCAAACCCAUCGAUGAAGCUGCACGACAACACAGGAAGCAACUUCUGCAAACUCUGAAGUUCUUAAAGGAAAAGUUAAAGGGUUUAGAAAAAGUUAAAGUGAAGUUUGAUCGAACAGCAGAACAUGUUAAAGUCCAGGCUCAGCGCACAGAGAGGCAGAUCAAGGAGCAGUUUAAGAAGCUUCACCAGUUUCUAGAAGAGGAAGAGGAGGCCAGGAUGGCUGCACUGAGGGAGGAAGAGGAGCAGAAGAGUCAGAUGAUGGAGGAGAAGAUGGAGGCUCUGAGUAGAGAGAUAGCAACUCUUUCACACACAGUCAGAGCCACAGAGGACGAGCUGAGAGCUGAAAACAUCUCAUUCCUCAACAACUACAAGGCUGCAGUGGAAAGAGUCCUGCAGCGACCCCCACUGCUGGAGGACCCACAGCUGCACUCAGGAGCUCUGAUAGACGAGGCCAAACACCUGGCCAACCUGAGCUUCAACAUCUGGAACAAGAUGAAGAACAUGGUCUCCUACAGUCCUGUGGUUCUGGACCCAAACACAGCUGGUUCAGGAGUCAUCCUGUCUGAGGAUCUGACCAGUGUGAGGCGAGAAGAGGAACAGCAGCUCCCCGACAAUCCAGAGAGGUUUGGUUCUAACCGCAUCGUCCUGGGCUCGGAGGGGUUUGACUCCGGGACUCACAGCUGGGACGUCGAGGUGGGAGACAGCAUGUACUGGGUGGUGGGUGUGUUAGCGGAGUCUGUCCAGAGGAAGGGGGACAUCCUGUCCGGAUUAUGGAGAAUAGGGUUCAAUGGAGAAACAUACUCUGCGUUGUCGCCACCGUCUCCGGUCGCUGAGCUCCGACUGAAGAAGAAGAAGCUCUGGAGGAUCAGAGUGAAUCUGGACUGGAGCAGAGGGAAGCUGUCGUUCUCUGAUCCUGAUACUAACACACACAUACACACCUUCACACACACCUUCAAACACAGGCUGUUUCCAUUCAUCGACACUUGGGAUUUCCUCCCAGUGAAGAUCGUACCACGGAAGGUCUCUGUGACAGUGGACCAGAGCAGUUAGAGAUCUUAAACACCUGUUUUCUAUUUGAGGGCUUUUAUUUUGAAACAUUCCCUAGACCUGAAGCUACAUAAAGGAUUCUUUAAAUAUGAAUAUGGUUGUUUUUCUCUUUUUUUUUGUCGCUCCAUCAGCAACAACACUGGUCAGGUGACAUUUUUCCAAACAAUAAAACUGACAAGAAAGCAGGAGUGGCAGCGACAAACGUGCGUAAAACCAGAUAUAGAUUUUUAUGAUUAAAUACAUGCAAUGCAAAGAGACAUUUUAAACUUGUUUGUAAUGUCGACAUUCCUGUUUCUAGUUCACUUUAACACAACUCAACCCCAGUGAGAGAUUUUGACGCAGCAUCUGUCACACACCCUUUCACAGUUUGAUCAUUAACUGAGAUUUAAGUUAUGCAACUUUUCAUGCAAUAUUCGUAGGAAGUAUGGACGAGAAGACGACCAACGUCCACAAUGAGCAAGAACGAGCAUGAAAAGAUCGAGGUGGCUGAAGGAAAAACUGGAACAGAUGUGGAAGGUGAAGCCCAAGGUGGUUUCAGUGGUUUCAGGAGCACUCGGGACUGUUGUUUUUGCUUUACUGCCUUAUUUUUAAUUUGCCUUUUUCACUUUUGAUGCAAGUUUCUUUCUAGAAGAAUAUUAACUGUAACUAAAAAUACUGAUCAAAUGAUAUAUACUGUUGAAUGUGUUGCUCAUAAUACAGCAAAUACAUCCUAUGGCGUCUUUACUGUCUGUCAAAGUGUGUUUAUACACUCACUUAUAUAACUGUAUAGUUGUUCUACAUAGUGUCAGAAAAACUCCAAUAAACAGAAGUUUAAAAAUAUAAAGAUAUAGUAACUUAUGCAGGAUGUAUCCAAGUGUAACAUUAGAUGUAUAUUAGAUAGAUUUUUACAUGGAUUAUGGGUAAAGUCUGUAAAUCUGGAUUUGGACGUUUGGAGUCAGCCAACCUCCACCAGCAUGGUCAGCAGCCUGUGUGUAGUCUGUCAGGGAGACAUGACCCCUCCCCCCAGGCCUGUGUGUGUGUGUG